Molecule: messenger RNA, 765 nt
Organism: Talaromyces marneffei
Lineage: Eukaryota; Fungi; Ascomycota; Eurotiomycetes; Eurotiales; Trichocomaceae
Exons: 4
Coding region: 1-765 (254 amino acids)
Biological process (GO): RNA catabolic process
Cellular component (GO): extracellular region
Molecular function (GO): ribonuclease T2 activity; RNA binding
Source: RefSeq, a predicted model, not a curated record
AUGUCUCGCACACUCGGUGUCCUCGCCCUCGGCGCUGCUGUCAAGGUCGCCCUUGCCGGCACGCUCGAUACUUGCUCUACCAGCUCACCCUUGAGUUGCAGCAGCAGCAGCAGUGGCACUUGCUGCUACGAGGCUCCAGGUGGACUCUUGCUCCAGACCCAGUUCUGGGACUAUAAUCCUUCUAUCGGACCCUCUGACUCUUGGGGAAUCCACGGUCUUUGGCCCGAUAACUGUGAUGGCACCUACAAAUCAAACUGCGACUCCUCUCGCGCAUACAACGACAUCACCACUCUGCUCCAGAACGCCGGAAAGACCGACUUGCUCAACUACAUGGACACCUACUGGCAGAGCAACGACGAGUCCACUGAGGCCUUCUGGGAGCACGAGUGGGCUACCCACGGCACUUGCAUCAACACCAUCAAACCGUCCUGCUACACCAACUACUCAACUGGUGAUGAGGCAGUGGACUUUUUCCAGCAGGUUGUUGAUUUGUUCCAGACUUUGGAUACUUACACCGCUCUUGCCAAUGCUGGUAUCUACCCAGAUGACAGCGCUACUUAUUAUCUGAGCGACAUUCAGGCUGCUGCCGCUGCUAUCCACGGUGGCAAGACCCCUUACUUUGGCUGCUCCAGCGGCGCUCUUUCGUCUGCUUACUAUUACUUCCACAUUUCUGGAAAUGCUAUCAACGGAACUUACGUUCCUGUUAGCUCUCCCAACAGAUCCAACUGCCCUUCCAGCGGUAUCAGAUACCCUACCAAGGUUUAA